GGCGUCGCGGCCUGGCCGGGGCGGCCCGCGGCGCUGAGCGGAGGAGGACGGCGAUGGCGGCGACGACGACGACGACGACCCGGGCGGCUCCGGACUCUCUCUCCGGGCGCUUCAAGGGGUCCUUUGCGUAUUUUACAAUGAAGGAUCGAACACCUCAAAUCCUAACUAGAGUUAUCGACACUUUGCAUCGUCACAAAAAUGAAUUCUUUGAGGAACACGGAGAGAAAGGUAUCGAAGCGGAGAAGAAGGCUAUAUCCUUCCUUUCUAAAUUACGGAACGAAUUGAUAACAGAUAAACCAGUGAUCCCCUUGAUGGAUAAUCUUGCUGAUGCCGAUAUAUGGAACAGGUAUUUAGAGUAUCAGAAGAGUCUUCUGGAAGAAAAUAGUGGGCAGCCAAGCUGGUUUCAGUCCCCUUGGCUAUAUGUGGAGUGCUACCUGUACCGCAGAAUCCACGAAGCGCUUAUUCAGAGCCCACCUAUCUGUGACUUUGAUGUAUUCAAGGAAGGAAAGGUUCAAAGUUUUUUUGAAUCCCAACAAGCUAUUAUUGCCUUGUGUACUCACCUGCAGGAAGUAAGCAAAAUUAUUGAGGACCUAGAUGAAGAACAACUGAAAGAAGAGUUUUUUAAACUGCUUCAGGUGUCAUUAUGGGGAAAUAAAUGCGAUCUUUCCAUUUCCAGUGGUGAAAGCAACUCUCAGAAAUGCAGCCCCCUCAGCUCUUUGCGAGAUCUGAAUUCUUUCAUUUUAGUGAAUGACAUGGAAUGUGUUUGGUCAUUGCUUUUAAACAGCAAGAAGACAAGGUUGGAAAAAGUUACAUCGACUAGGGUGGACAUUGUCUUGGAUAAUGCUGGAUUUGAACUUGUUUCAGAUUUUGUACUGGCUGACUUUCUGUUGUCAUCCAAACUGGCCACUGAAAUCCAUUUCCAUGGAAAAAGCAUUCCUUGGUUUGUUUCGGACACCACCAAACAUGACUUUAAUUGGUCCAUCAAACAACUUCAGGGAGCCAAUCACAGGUGGAUGUCCCGCUGUGGCAUCAAUUGGGAGGGCUACAUGAAAAAGGGCACUUGGGUUUACCACGAUCAUAUGUUUUGGACUCUGCCACACGAGUACUGUAAUAUGUCUCAGGUUGCUUCUGAAUUAUAUGCCGAGCUGCAGAAGUCAAAUUUAAUUAUCUUCAAGGGCGAUCUGAACUAUAGGAAAUUGACGGGGGACCGAAAAUGGGAGUUUACUGUGUCAUUUCACCAAGCUCUGAAUAAAUUUCAUCCGGCGCCCCUCUGUAGUAUAAGAACACUAAAAGCAGACGUCCAAGUGGGUUUGCAACCUGGGCAAGGUGAGCAGCUUAUGAUUUCCGACCCAGAGUGGAUGACCACUGGAAAAUAUGGAAUAAUUCAGUUCGAUGGUAUGCCGUGAUUUGUUUGAGAUGAGAUCUAAUUUGCACUUUUUGUUCCUCCAAGUAAUUUUGGGACUUAGUUGCCUGGCUUUUUGGUUUUUUUUAGAAUGGGGAGGAGGGAGGUCCACUCUUUCUUCAGGGAGUUUAGCUUUUCAGUAUAGUAACAACAGUGCCUUUUUUUUUGGCUUUUUUUGUCAACUACCUGCCAGCAGAAAAAUCUACGGCUGCAAAUACCUUUGGGCGGAUUGCAUGUUCUUUGUUAGGAUUCUCUUCAUUGAUGUUUUAGCAGUUCGUAUUCCAAAAUUUCAGGAUAUGAAUAUACUUUCAGGUAAUGGAGGAAAAAGGUGAGAAAAGUCAUCUUUUUGGAGUUUUUCAUUCCAUUUGUGAUUUGAUUGCUAUUUUCAUGCAUUAGGCCGCAUGUCAGGAUGAAUGUUAAGUCAACCAAUUUAGGUUUUGAGUUUUUUUUUCAUUGUAUAACAGAAGUCUUAGAAUGGAUAUAAACUUCCUUUGAAUCGCACCAAAAGCAGAAGCACUUUUAAAAAUGGAAGUAUUUGAGCAUAUUUUCAUUUAAAUAUUGAAGCACAAGGAUGCAGAAAUUACUCCUUGGGAAUAAGUUAGUUUUUUAAGUUGGGCAUGAGCUCUUUCAGACCACUGUGAAACUGUUUAGCCACGCGUUGGGCCGUGUUUGCACCUCACAGACACCGUCACCAUCGAUACCGUCAUCGCUGGGAAUGAGCGCCUAAGGGGCACUGUACUAGUUGCUCGGUGUACUGUACGAGCUGUAGAAGUUAGGAAUAGAAAUCAUGGUCCUUCCCUCAAGGAAUUUCCUGUCCGGUGGAGGAGAUGGAUAGACGCGGAUGACUGACAGGAAAGGGAAGACACAGAAAGCCGGUAACGACAAAGGUCAAUGUAAGUUAGUAGUUCUGUCAAGAAGAAUAAACCUAGUGGUUAGUACAGUGCUCUGCUCACAGCAUUCAGUAAAUACCAUUGAUGGAUAAGUGAUUGUGGUGAUGGUGCUGAAUUUGUCUGUUGUUAUAAUUGUACUCUCCCAAGCGCUUAGUACAGUGCUCUGCACACAGUAAGCGCUCAAAUACGAUUGACUGACUGACAAGUGAUAUCGGUGACUAAAGGGGCGACCUCACGAGGGGAGUGGA
Molecule: messenger RNA, 2540 nt
Organism: Ornithorhynchus anatinus (platypus)
Lineage: Eukaryota; Metazoa; Chordata; Mammalia; Monotremata; Ornithorhynchidae
Gene: DCPH1
Product: acidic residue methyltransferase 1
Exons: 5
Coding region: 54-1406 (450 amino acids)
Biological process (GO): DNA damage response
Cellular component (GO): nucleus; cytoplasm
Molecular function (GO): phosphatase activity
Source: RefSeq, a predicted model, not a curated record